Molecule: messenger RNA, 6964 nt
Organism: Effrenium voratum
Lineage: Eukaryota; Dinophyceae; Suessiales; Symbiodiniaceae
Source: the annotation of a GenBank genome assembly
GCCGCGGACUUGGCCGCGCGCCGCGGCGGCCCGCCCAGCCCGCUCCGGCGAUGUCCCGGCGCCGCCUCCGGGAAAAGACCACGCCGGCGCCGGAGCUGCAGGACGACGUGAUGGAAGAGGUCGGCAAAGCCUUCGUGCUCCCCGCGCCCCAGACCUCCCACCCCUUCCGCCCCCUCGAGGACGCGGUGACGGAGUUGGCGCUGAAGUUCCGCCUCCAGCCGACGCUCCCGCCGGGCGCCGACGAGAGUGAGCUGAAGGACGGAGCGGUCUGGCCCCGCGCCUUCUGCGCCUUUGACGGCUGCGGGUGGGAGGCGGCGGACGGCCUGGAGGCGGAUCUUGCCCGGCACCUCGAGACGGAGCACGCCGAGGACUUGGAGCCCGCCGCCGCUUGCCUUCCCAGGCCCCACUGCCCAGACGCGCUGUCGAGCGUUUACAGCGAGGCCGUCGCUCAGCGCUGCCGCGCCGACGCGCCGCUGGCGGGGUGCUCUUUGGAUCGCACCGCGCUGCGCUCCUUUGCCAAGGCGACCGCGAAGGACAGCGUGGAGGCGCUGAUUUGUUUCUGCUGCGCCUGCGUCUACACCCGCGUGGCGGAGAUCGGGGAGCGGAGCGUCCUUGGCUUGGAGCGCUUCCUGGAGAAGUACGACCAGCUCGACGCCCCCGGCAAGAAGCUGUCCGACCACGAGACCUUCGCCUCCUGGAAGUUGCGGCUGCCUGGGCCCGACGACGUCGAACUCUUGUGCUGCCCGGAAGACCACCGCUGCGGCGCGGCCCCUGCACACGUCGCGGAGGGCGUCCUCUGCGAGCACUGCGAGCUGCCGGACUGCGGCGAGUGCCUCGAACAUCUCGCCCAAGCGGAGUUGCCCCCGCUCAGCUUGGCGAACGACAUGUGGACGGGCUACGCCCCGGAGCGGAUCUACGCGGAGGAGGCGACCGUGAUGGAGCUGAUCUGCGCCUCGCCCUGCGUGACCACCUUGAUUUGCAUGUCUAUGGAGGCGCGGUUCCGCAGCGAGGCCGGCGCCCUAGACGAAGCGGCUCACAUGGCCAGGCAUCGCUUCGGGGCUCGAGGCAACGCGCUGUCCUUCCCGCUGCCUUGGGAAGACGUCUUGCAAGCCUUGCAGGCGGGAGGCGACCGGGCGGCGGCGCUGCCGCGCAGCGGGGCGGAGCUCGGCCAGCUGGUCCGCGUUCUGCUCAAGACCAACAAGAAGGGCAAGACGACCGGCGCGGAGAUCAAGGGCCUCAUCCACCAGGCGAACGUGCGGCGGGAGGUGGUGAUCAACCUCGUCUUGGACAUGCAGCGCCUGGGCCAUCCGUCCUUCGCGGGCGCGGACGAGGAAGGCGUGCGUCUUCGAGCCGCCGCGCUUCCGACUGACGGGGUUCCGCCCGAGGUGUUGAAGGUCGUGGCCCAGGCGGACGCCGACUUCGACGACGCCGAGGACAAGUUGCAGCCGCAGAAGGCGGCGACGCCGUGCGACGGGCGGCAAGAGGACGUGGCCGCCGCCGGCGCGACCUUUGCCGCCCAGCGCGCGCGGGCGGUGGUCGCGGAAGGCUGCGCGGAGGAAGACGCCAAUCAAGCCGCGGUGGCCGCGCUGAAGAAGCUGCGGGAGGAGCUCGCGACGGAGGCGGAGCUGCGGGGCAUGGAGAAGCUGGAAAUCAGGGCCGGCAAUCAGCUCGUGGACCAGUUCCAGCCCCUCUACUUCGCCGUCGCCUUCUGCUUCUGCUUCCCCCGCGGGACUGCGUGCCCAGACGUCCGGAACUCUGUGGCCCGCGUGGAAGAAGAAGAAUCAGGGCGUCGAGAGGCGCGGCGGCGGGGACGGGACAGGGCGGAAGCGAGAAAAAGUCGAAGGGGCGACGUCGGGUCGACUGCCAGGAGCGAGACCGGCGCGCCCAGAGUCGAUAUCCGCGCCUGGGCCGCCGCCAUGCAGCGCCGAGUCGAGGCGCAGUUCCGACGCGACUGGACCUUCGGCUUUGCAGUCUGGAACUACCUCUUCCGGACGGCGGUCAACCUGCAGAAGAACGCCUACAUGUUCUCGGCGCCCAACGCCGACGGCGGCGGCUAUCACUCUCUAAAGCCGGAGGAGAUCGUCGCGGGCGCCCAGGAGCUCGCCCGCCGCUUGAACGGCACUUACACGGACGUCAACGGCGGGGAGAAGCCGGUCCGCGGGGAUUUGACCAAGCUGCGCUUCGCGAACUUGCAGCCCGCCGCCCGCAAGAUCUUGGCCAACGUCGAGGCCCGGGCCGCGAACAUUCCCGGGACCCACGAGGUGCGCAAGACCAUGCGCCUACAGACCCACGCCUACCGGAGCGACCCGGCGCUGCUGCGGGACGGCGCGAGGAAGUUCCAGGCCCGCGGCGCGCCGGCGCUGGACGAAGAGUUCUGCCGACUGAGCCCCGAGGCCUUGGCGGAGAACCUGCCGAACUACGAGGACAGGCGCGCGCUGCUGGCCAGGGACCCGCUGGCUUGCGCGGAGGGCUUCAGGACGCUCGUGCUGCUGACGCUGCGCCACCUCUUGGGAGUCAGGUUCUGCCCGCGCUGCCCCAACUGCGCCGCUUCGGAGCGGCCUUGCAGCGACGCCUUCGGGAGCAACGCCUUGGCUGCGGGCGGGGUGUUGGGUCGGGUCGACGCCGUGUUUGGCUCCAUCGAGUGCCAAAAGAGCGGAACUCUCCACGCCCAUUUGCAAGUGUUCGUCCAGUGCCGCCAUCAGCGCGGGUCGCUGGCCGGCCUCCUGGACUUGGGCAAGCCUCAGCUCCAAACCUUGCUGCAAAGGUAUGCCUCCUACACUGCCCACGUCCGGCGCUCCGUCUACUGCGACCCAGACGGCUGGGAGCGCGACCGGGCCGCCGUGGAGGAGGAGUGGCCGGAAUACAAGGACUGCGCCUUGAUGUUGAGCCGCCCGGCCUACCAGGCGAGCCGCCGGCUACAGCCCGAGGAGUGGACGCGGCAAUACUUGGCGGAGGACGUGGAGCAGCUGCAGCGGCGCAAGCAACAUCACGUGCAUCUCCCUGCCAGCCCAGGCGGCGAGCGGCGGCCCCUGGCCCACUGCCGCGACCCCAAGGACCCGACGAGGUGCAAGAGUGGGUUCCCCCGCGACAGCCAACUGAUUCUGGGCCGAGCGGCUCUGGUCUGUCCCGGCUUGGCCGAGCAGCUGGACCUGCCCGUCAAGGGCAAGCGGAGCGCCUUGGGCUUGCAGUGGGGCCCAGUCAAUGACGCCAACCUCAACGGCAACCACCCGGCGCUGCUGGCGGCGCUGCGAUGCAACGGCGACCUCCAGCUGCCUUACCGGUUCCCCGUGACUAAGGAGACCCACGACGGCGAGCUCUGUCAGGAAGAGGCCUGCGUCGGCGACGGCGACGUCAAGCUGCUCGUUCGGGAGGCCGCCCAAGCCGGCUACGGCUGCGACUACAUGAACAAGCGAGACUUGAAGGACAAGCCCGCCGGCUACGUGGGGGCAAGAGUGGCCAAGCGGCUGACCACCGACUGCUACGCGCGCGGCGUCUGCCGCGGCGCGGUGGAGUGCGCCAACCUGACCACGCGCGUGGCGGCCAACGACCCCACCGCGGCCGAGUCCAUCAAGACGGCGGCCGUCUGCUCGAUCUCCUUGCGCUUUGGCUUCCAGCUCCUGGACGCGGCCGCCGCCGGCGAAGCUUGGCCGACUGAGCCCCAGCAUCUGCGGACGGAAUCGCGGCCGCGCGCUUGGCAAGGGCGCGUGGUCUCCUGCCCCUUCUGGACGUUCUACGGCGCGCGAGGCCGAGACGCGCGAGUCUAUGAGCUCUGCGCCUUCGAAUUCGCGCGCCACUUCCGCUUCCAGCCUGCCAAGCGACCCUUCACUUUGGCGCCGAUGGACGAGCUCGACGGCGGCGUCUAUCACGCCGCGCUGACCGACGCCGGGGCGGCGAAGCUCGGCAGAAGCGCGCGAGCCAACUUGCAGCCCGGGGUGGACUACGAGAUCCUCGAGGAGGGCGGGGAAGACUGGCUUCCGCUGGGGCACGGGGCGCUCGCCCAGAAGUUCAGACACGACUGGGUCCUCGCGCCCCGGAACAGGCCCCACGUCCCGGUGGUCCAGGGCGCGCUCGGCGGCCGCUCGGAGGUGGACUACGCGAGGAGCGUCUUGCUGCUCUUCUGCCCGUGGACGACCCACCCCGACGACGCCUCCGCCGCCGUUCCCUACCUGGGCGACCUCUGCAAGUUUGGCAAGACGGAUUGGCGCCGCGCCUUGCGACGCAGGCUGAUUCUCCGUGGCUUCCCGACCGAGGAGGUCAAGUUGUUCGCCCUCAACUUCUGCUUCGUCUACUGUCUGCCCCGCAAGCUGCGGCCCGACCAGCACUUGCAGGAAAACAGCGACAACGAGGUCCAGGACGAGCCCGUGUUCUUCGACGAGGCGGACUUGGAAGCGGCUCGAGCCACGCACGUCCGCGGCGCGGGCAAGCUGGGCUCGGACGAUUUGGGCGGGAGCGGGGAGGAGGACAGCGAGGUGGAAGACGAGGCCGCGGCCACGCGGCUUUGCGUCAUGACCAAGCAGAUGUUCGACCUGUCCCGGGCCGCCUGGAAGACGAGCGGGGCGAGCGGAACUGCGAGCGCCUCGCCCGGCCUCAGAGCACAGGCCGGGCGCGCCCAGCCCGGAGGCGAGGAGCUCGACCACGACGCGCUCGCCCAAGCCGCCCGCGCGUCGCGGAGCAAGUCCCGGCUGCCGUUGCUCCCGGCCCCGCGCGAUCCCGAAGCGCAGCCGCUUGGCCCGCGCGUGACCGCGGACGGGCUGCUCGGCUGGCUUGGCAGCGAGCGCGUCCAGAGCGGCCUGAACGCCAAGCAGUUGGAGCUGCUGCGGGUGGUGGUGGAAAGGGUUCUGGUUGAGAUGGAGCUAGUGCCGCCGGACCACGAGAUCGCCCUGCGGCGGGCUGAGCCCUUGGCCUGGCUUCUGCACGGCCCGCCGGGCACUGGGAAGUCUCACGCCUUGAAGUUCUUGCGGGAGUUGUUCGAGGAGCAGCUCGGCUACGCGCAGGGGAUCGACUACGAGGCGCGCGCGCGCGAGAGUUCCGGCUCGCCGCUUCGCCGCCGCCUCGCCGCGUCGCAGGUGACGGCGUUCCAGGCCGUCAACGCGGCCGACAUUCGCGGGCGGACCCUCCACAACGCCUGCGGCCUUGGCGUCGACGCGGCCGCGUUGGACCGCGCCGUGAGCCAGGAGGCGGCAAAGAGAAUGAGCUACUGGAGAUGGCUCGUCGUCGACGAGGUCAGCAUGGUCAACGCGCGGCUGCUGGCGCAGGUCGAGCAGCGGCUGCGGGCGGUGGUCCCGUCGGCCAGCCAAUGGAAGCGCGGCGCGACCGGGGAGCUGCGGCCCUUCGCGGGCGUCAACGUGCUGCUGCUCGGCGAUUUCUACCAGCUGCCGCCGCCGAGCGGCGGCUACCUCGCGGAUGUUCCCAGCAGCCGGCGGCCGCUGCGGCUGAGUGCGGCCGCUGACGCCGAGCCGGACCUCUUGGCGGACUACGGCAGAAACUUGGUGUGGGGCGGCGCCUUGCAGGGCGUGACGGUCGUGGAUGAGCUGCGGCGCGGCGAGCUAUCGGAGGAGAACUGGCGCUACCUCCACGGCAAGCCCGUCGAAGGUUGUCGGCUGACCGCGGCAGAGCGCGAGUCCCGGCGCCGGGUCAUCGCGGGGUGGGCGGCGGUCAUCGUGGCCAACAACGACGCCAAAUACCAGAUCAAUAAGGACCGCGCCGAGGACUACAGCCGCGCAGCCGAGUCGCCGCUCCGCUGGUCCGUGGCCCUGGACGCGCCGUCCGCCGAAGUCUUGCAGACGCAGGAGUGCGACAAGGCCGCGCGGAUCCGGUGGCUCCAAUAUCACGACCGGGACACCGAGAACCUCUCCGGCAUGUUGCCGCUAGCGGUCGGGAUGCGCGUGGUCUUGACUGACCACCUCGAUCGCUCCGAGGACAAGCUGCUCCUCCGGGGCAGCUCGGGCCGCGUCCGCUCCUGGGUCUGGAAGGAGAACGACCUGCGGCCGACCUGCGUCUACGUGAAGUUCGACGGCGCGACUUGGCAGCUGGACGGCGCGCCGGAGCCUGGCCUCUACCCGGUCUACCCCGUCCGCAAGGUCUGGAAGUUCGACGCCAAGCGCAAGAAGCCGGUCCUCAAGAUCGCGCGGACGCAGCUGCCGCUGGCCCCGGCCUACGCGAUCACGGCCCACGGCAGCCAGGGCAAGACGCUCCCCGCGGCGCUAGUGGACUUCAACGUCGACAAGCGGACCGACGUGACCUUCGGGACCGUGGCCGCGAGCAGGGUCCGCUCCAGGGAGGACGUCUUGAUCUUGAGGCCGUUCGAGCGCUGGCUCUACACGCGCGGCGCGCCGGAGGGCCCGGCGCCCCUGCUGAAGCAAUUGCGGGGGGAAGAAGUGGACUGGGAGGCGUUCAGGGAGGCGAAGGCGCCCUCUGCGGCCUGCGAGAAAUGCGAAGACGCGAAGACGCUGGACUACUUCUCCGACCGCCAGUGGGAGCGAGUGCGAGCCAACCGCUCGGCCAUUUGCCUUGCCUGCGGCCCGAGCAAGGGCGGCCAGAAGACGCUGAAGCGGAAGCUGCCGUCUGGCCUGGCGCGCUUGGACUGCCGCGGCUGCAAAUUCCGGAAGCUGGAGGACGCCUUCCCCCGGGCGCAGCUCGGGCGGGGCGACUCUGAGCGCCGCUGCCUCAAGUGUUUGAAGAAAGUUUGCGCUUUGAGCUGCUCGGUUUGCCUGACUGAAAAGCCGAUUUCCGAAUUCAACAGCGCCGCGGCGACCAUGCCGUGGGCGGCGGUUUGCGCAGAUUGCGCGGCCGACGCGAGGAGGCGGCCCAAGCCGGGCCGCGCCGGCUGGUUCGCUUGCCGGACUUGCGAGUUGUUCUUUCCGGGAGCCGGCGCCGCGGAGAACGCCGGCCUCUCCUCGUCAGCUCAUCACCAGCGAUGCUUGAACUGCGCCUCGCGCGGCUCUUGGGCGAAGGGCAAGAACAC